GCACGAGGAUAUCCGUCUCCCAUGCUACGGUGUGCGGUGUGCGCUGCCUCGAGAACCUCGCCAUAGGCCGCCGCGGGUCUAGCGGUCCAUGCCGCGGCGGCUGCGUGCCUAAUAACCUGCCCCCGUUCUCUAGCCCCAGACUUGCCCAUUCAGAAUGAGUUCCCGGCGCCCGACAGUCCAGAGUCGUCUUUCCCGCUCUCUUCCCGUCGGAUCGACCCGAGCGCGCGGAAACUCUGAGGGGAUGGCAUCUCUAUGAACCUGCCUGCGAGUCAUCUGCAUCUGCGGGUUGCUAAUCUUGCUUCGAGAUGCGGCUUAGACCCGUGGGGGCCUCAUUUUGCUCCUGAGCUGUGGGCGUCGCACGUCUCUACUCGGGCUAGCUCGACCCCGUUGCUCGGCUUUGAGUUGCAGUUCGACAUGUCCGUCUCUUCUGUUACUUACUCAGGAGGUGGCUCCGGCGUGGUCGAUUGCAGUUUGCACCCGUGGGGUUGCGCCCCCACCUGUCAAAUGGCUGCGAGCCGCAGUGAUGAACACGUGAGUACUUACGCUUCCACCUCCCAUGCAGGCAAGGCAGGCGCACUUGGCGCCACGCAUUGCGUGCAGGCAUCCGUGGCGCCAACGCCAAAUAGACUAUUGGGAAUACCGGGUCCCGCAAGACACUCGAGUCCAGACGCGCAUCCGAGUCUAAGCCUGUGUGACACGAAGCGUCCGGUCCGCAGUGUCCCCCCGCACCCCCACAGAGACGCCCCGCCCCGGGUGCUCAAGCCCUUCUCGAAGGCUGCGUUACGUCUUCGGUGCGAUUUGAAGGCACGUCCGAGUCUACUUCACGAGAUGCAUGCUUACAAGAUCCGAGCCGAACGCGUGUCUACGCGCUAGGCGUCCGCCAUGUCGUGUUCUGACUGUCAGGUGAAGGGUAUCCGCUUGCGAAUCGCAGUAUGCGCACACCGGACAAUGAAGCCGGCCAAGAGGCCUCCGACGACCAGCGCACGUGUCUGCUUAACCAGAGAAAAGCAGAGGGGAUAGAAUCGACGAGGCGUAUGCUACAUACAUGC
Messenger RNA from Fomitopsis serialis, 1049 nucleotides. RefSeq lists its product as uncharacterized. Lineage: Eukaryota; Fungi; Basidiomycota; Agaricomycetes; Polyporales; Fomitopsidaceae. The record is from RefSeq and is a predicted model, not a curated record. The transcript is spliced from 3 exons. Bases 253 to 873 code for a protein of 206 amino acids.